This is a messenger RNA of Trematosphaeria pertusa, 1823 nucleotides long. RefSeq lists its product as uncharacterized. The record is from RefSeq and is a predicted model, not a curated record. Bases 96 to 1643 code for a protein of 515 amino acids. NCBI's taxonomy places the organism in Eukaryota, Fungi, Ascomycota, Dothideomycetes, Pleosporales, Trematosphaeriaceae. The transcript has a single exon.
CCGCCGGAAUUGCACGAUUGCAGUGUGUGAAGCGCAGGCCUUCACGCUGCGGAGUGCAGUGUCGGUUCUAUUGAGCUCGAGAGACAAAAGCAAAAAUGACUUUUGCUGACUUGGAAGGUGGAAAGGCAACGCCCGCAACGAACGGCUCGACACCGCCAGGCGACAUGGUAGUGGAAGGAGACACGAUUCGUGUUCUGAGGUCCGGCGAGCAGGUCGAAGACUGGGAGGCCAAUAAUUGCAAACCUCUCGCUCUAGCCCCGAAGCCAGCACAAGCAACCCGUGCUAGAUCACACUCCUUCACUUCUGUGGCCGAUGCUCCAGAUCCAGGUCACGUUGCGCAUGGCACUACAGAGCGUACCGAACAACAUGAAGUUUCUACACCGGAUGUGCAGACACCAUCCACCAACGGACCGAGCACGCCUGCCCAACCUGCAAAAUCAUCCGGCAGCGCAAACAAUCCCAUCGAUAUCGAAACGCUCCAGCCACCCCCACCUCAUAGGUUCGCCAAAGAGCGCGUUGAUUACUUUGUGCCAACCCGAUUAUACAGGCCUCUGAGACCAAAACCUGUACCGCUCGUGACUCCUAACGGGGCUCGCAUCCUUGGUCCCGUCGGUGGCCACCACGACCAUGGCAUAUACCAAAUGUGGGCUGCAAAGAAUAAUGUACCAGAGCCACCCGGUUGGAGCAAUGCAGUUUCCGGAGCCGCAUCUACGAAUUGGCAGGCAGGGGUACCUCGAUCUGGUGCGAUUGCAACAGGCCCGUAUGGAUACCAGUAUGCGAAUGCUUCCUCGAUGCAUUCCGCUGUCCCAGUUGCUUCAGCACAUGUUCCUACAACAUAUGGAACCGCCCAGGCCACAUACCAUCCGUAUGGCGUAUCCUAUCCAGCUCCCCAUUACGGCCCUCCAACCUUCCCCUACCCAACUGAGGAGCUGCUCCGCAAGCGCGCUGUACAAUACAUAUUAGAUAAUUCACGUCCUCGCGCGCGCAAGCGACGUCUUUCAGACGAUCCGGACGAGACGAGCAGCUCAGUAUACGAGGACGAGCCGCCAACCAGCAAACCCACCGCGAGCGCUCCUCGAACCAGCUCCAAGUCGCCAAUCACUCCGUCUGGUGCUGAUCCAGGGACUAGCGCAUCCGGACGGGAGAAUCCCUCCGACCGAUACCGCAGCCUGACGGAGCUGCUGGAGCACACGCAACUCCUCACGUCCCUCCUCCAGAGCCACCCGCACUCCACCGACCAAAAAGGACUGCGGGAGGACAUCGCGAUGUUCGCCGCUGUGUCCAACGCCCGCCUUCAGUCCUGGCUGUUCGCUGAAGACGAACUCGCGCGUCGAGGCCGCAAGCGCCGCAGGACCUCUACGGAGACUGGUGUAUCCCCCACAACCGCACGCACUGCGCGCAACAUCAACGGAGCGCAUGCGCAUGCGACGAAGAACAGCGACGCCCCUGUCCUCCUCCCGGGAGAUAUUGGGCAGAAGCAGCAAGCCGAGCAAGAAAAGCGCAGCCAGGACGAGCAAGUGCGCCAGUAUCUAUCAGCCGACUCGAGUCUCUGGGAGAAGAGUGCGGGGCUCGGCGUCGCGGAUGUACAUGCAAGCUGCUCGCCGAUGAGCUCGGAGCCUUACGCACAAGGACGUUCCGAUUGAGUAGCGCCGCCGCCGGAGAGGUUGUGCACAUAGGUAGACGGACGGUGGAUAUGUUUGGGAUUUUUUGUGGCUGAAUGUGUGCAUAUCUCGGCGCUGCUGUUCAUACGAUAGAUGUUAGAAGGGGAGUGGCGGGCAUGGUAUGCCGUGUCGGUAUUUACUGUCGAUAUGCUGUUAGAAGAG